AUGGCCGACGCUAUCAUCUCCAUUGUUAUGGAUCAGCUGUCCAUCAUCAUCAAGGACCAAGCCCAGGAGCUAAGAGCAGCGCUCGGUGUGGAGAAGGAGAUCAAACACCUCCAAUCAAAGCUCAACAAAAUCAGGGCGGUGUUGGAUGAUGCAGAAAGGAGAAGCUUCAAGGAAAAGGGCGUCAAGCUGUGGGUGGAAGAGAUCCAAGACUUGUGCUACGAUGUGGAAGAUGUUCUUGACCAGUGGAACACCAGAACUCGCAGACAACAGAUGGAGGUUGCAGCAGCUCCAGCUGCAGGAAGCUGUAGCUCUUUCCUGCCUUCUUGUUUCCAUUUCAAAAGGAUUGUUAUGUAUCGUGACAUCGCCAAGAAAAUAAAGGAACUUGAUUCCAGACUUGAUCGGAUUACGAAAGAGAAAGAUCAGUUCAGAUUUGAUCAUGCAUCUGUAGAGCGCACACAAACUAAGCGAGUUAGCAGUGUUUCGUUUGUGGAUGAAUCAGAGAUUCAAGGUCGGGAAUCAGAUGCCAGUGCUUUAAUAAGCAAGUUGUUGGAGAUUAAUAAUAAUAAUGGCCCCCCUGGUCCUGUAGUCAUUUCCAUAGUGGGCGCGGGAGGGAUAGGGAAAACUACCCUUGCUCAACUAGUCUAUGGUGAUGAACAGAUAAAAGCUCAUUUUGAUGAAAGGGUGUGGGUUUGUGUUUCAGACACUUUUGACGAGAUCAAGAUUGCAAAAGCCAUUGUUGAGUCAACCACUAAAAGCUCCACAGAUCUCUUUCAAUUGCAAAUGUUACUGGAAAAAAUCCAAACCACUUUAUCUCAGAAAAGGUUCCUACUUGUGUUGGAUGAUGUGUGGACAGAGGAGAAUGCAAAGUGGGCGCCAUUUAAGAACUGUCUCCUCAAGGUUGGAGUCCCUGGUAGUAUAAUCUUGGUAACCUCAAGGAGUGAGAGAGUUGCAAGAAUGAUGGGAAGUGUGCAUCUGCAUCCGGUGCAGCUCAUAUCCGACUCAGAUGCUUGGUUGUUGCUUAGUAGGAUAGCAUUUUCCGAGAGAACGGAGGAGGUUUCUAAGAAACUGAAAGAAAUUGGUCAGAAAAUUGCUCAAAAGUGCAAAGGACUACCCCUUGCGGUUACGGUCAUGGGAAGCCUGCUACGUUACAAACACACUGAGGAGGAGUGGCAACAUGUUUUUGAUAGUAAAAUCUGGGAGAUGGAGGAAGUGGAAACAGAUCUCUUUCCUCAUUUGUAUCUAAGCUAUGAUGAUCUAACCCCACAGAUGAAGCGAUGUUUCUCGUAUUGUGCUGUCUUUCCCAAGGAUUAUGAAAUACAUGUAGAAGACCUCAUCAGAAUUUGGAUGGCACAAGGUUAUCUCACAACAAAAAAUGGAAGAGGUGAUCAGAAUCAGAUGGAACUAAAAGGUUGGGAUGUUUUUCGAAAUUUAGCAAUGCGUUCUUUUUUCCAAGAUUUGAAGAAACAUGGCAGAGAUUCCAACAUCAUCAUAUAUUGCAAAAUGCAUGACAUAGUGCAUGAUUUUGCCGAGUUUAUUACCAAAAACGAAUGCUACAGUAUUAGCCCGCAUGAGGAUGAGGUGAAACUUGAAAAUCACCGUCAUUUGUCAUGGCAGAAAACUGGAAAACCUUUGGACCCUGCUUCCAUUUGUGAUGUUGUUGGAAAACUUCGCAGUUUUUUUGCUAAAUACCUUUCUCAAGAACAACUUACUCCAAAUAUGUUCAAUGCUCUAAAAUCUGUGAGAGUAUUGGGAUUGUAUGGUUGUAAGUUGUCGGAACUCCCAAAGGAGAUAGGAAAUUUGAUUCAUCUAAGGUACAUUAAUUUAAAACGGAGCAAAGUAAAAGAGUUACCUGAUUCAAUUUGCUCUUUGGAUAACUUGCAAACCCUAAAUCUUGAAAGAUGUGAGUGUCUUUCUAGACUUCCUGAAAGGAUUGGAAAUUUGUGUCACCUAAGCAAGAUUGAUUUAAGUUAUACCAUAGUAGAGGAGUUACCUGAUUCAAUUUGCUCUUUGGAUAACUUGCAAACUCUAAAUCUUAGAGGAUGUGGCUGUCUUUCUAGACUACCUCAACGGAUUGGAAAUUUGCGUCACCUAAUCAAGAUUGAUUUACAUAGGAGUAAAAUCUUAAAAGAUGUAAGCGUCUUUCUAGACUACCUGAAGGGAUUGGAAAUUUGCGUCACCUACGCAAGAUUGAUUUACGUUGGACCAAAAUAG
Ipomoea nil (Japanese morning glory) is the source of this 2211-nucleotide messenger RNA. RefSeq names its product disease resistance protein RGA2-like. The coding region runs from base 1 to 2211 and encodes 736 amino acids. The transcript is spliced from 3 exons. Gene Ontology annotation, biological process: defense response to other organism. Lineage: Eukaryota; Viridiplantae; Streptophyta; Magnoliopsida; Solanales; Convolvulaceae. Gene Ontology annotation, molecular function: ADP binding. The record is from RefSeq and is a predicted model, not a curated record.